GCUCAGAACAGACAGGGUUUAGAGUGUAUGGAGAGCUGUGUGAACAAGCGACGACCUGGCAGGGGAACGAAGCUCACAAUGUUAUUUUCGGGGUUAUGCUGUGGAGACCGGGACGCGAGGGCCGCCCGAGGAGUGCCGGCGCGUCAGAGGGUUCUCGGUGUGGAGGGCGCAGGACGCGGCCUUCUACAUGCAGCAUUACGCCAGCAUCGUCCUGCAGGAGGUGAUAUCCGUGGACAACCAGGUGGGCGUGAACCAGCUGGUGUACGGCCCGCCCGCCCUCUCGCACCGCCGUUACCCGAAGACAGCCACCGCCCGCGACAGUAUUUUCGUGGGCGCGUCUCCCUCCCACAGCUGUCAGGUCCAAGCCGCCCGCUCUGCCGUCUAUGACUUCUUUUCGGGCGUCCUUUGGUCCCCUGGGGCGGUGGGCGGCCACGCGGGCGUCCUCUUCGCCUCGUUCAUCUCGAAGCCCAACUUGGGCCCCAAAGGAUUCCACGGCGCUGCCCAGUACCCUGCCCUCGACGGCGCUACACACAUCACCAACGUUACCUUCGUCGCCUACGCCUCCAGGAGCUGCGGGAGGGACGUGGCGCUGCUCACCAACCGCGGCUCCAACGACGCCAUCCACCCCGUGUUCGUGCGCGGCCUCUCCUUCGUGGACACGCCGCCCGAGAACUACUUGUAUUUGCACGAACCAAAUCUUGACCUCGUACGACCUGCCGACUGCGUGGACAUGGACUGCGACGGCCUGAAGAAGGUCAUAGUGCAGGAUAUGGACGGCACUCUGCUGGGCGCCGCCAACGCCACCGCCACCUCGCAGGCGGAGUUCGAGUGGGACGGCGACCCCGCGAGAGGCGUCGGCGACUACAGGAUCCCCGUCAGUCUCCGGCAGCGCGUCGACGGCUCCGAGAUCCCGGCGGAGGAGAAAUUCCCCAACAAAGGCAUCGUGAGAGACGAUUCAUGCAGCUUCGUGACGUCAUGGAGGGCGUGGCGUUGCUCGGGCCUACGUCACCGGAUGCUGGUUCUGGAGAGCCUCGACGCCGACUCGCUGGUUCGACGCCUCUCGCCCGUCGCGCUCGUCGCCAAUCCGGGCCCGAGCGGAUACGUCGACCUCGUGAACGGCCCGAUGGACCACGGAUGGUGCCUGGGCUACACCUGCCAGCGCCGCCUCUCCACCUUCUACUCCGUCGUCGCCUCCGGCCAGGUGUACGAGGUGGCCAUGACGUCACUUCCGCCGCAGGAACUCCGCCUCCACCUCCUGCACUCGGACCCCAGCGAAGUCCUCCUCCUGCGUCUCUUCUACCCGAUGACGCAGCGUUUUGACGUCUACGUCGACGGCUCCUUCGUCCCUCCCACCAACGUCGACCCGGAGACGUACCCGGGAUCUUAUCAGCUGUUGCCCGAGGAUCCCGACGACCCGGAGGCCUUCUAUCCGGCGCUGCAGGAUGCCGCAGGAUCGAACUACCUUGCGCGGGAGUCGAAGUUCCUCCACCUGGUCGUCCGCGGAGGCAACCACUCCUACGACAUCAGGACCUCGCCGGUGGUCGUCCUGUCGCUGGGGAUCCUGGUGAGCGAGGACGACUUCUACGAGGCGGAGGAGGUCGUGCGGAACGUGGCGCUGCUGCUGAACGUUGCUCCUGAGAACGUGAGGGUGACGGAGAUCGUCCGGGAGGAUUCGAGGGGCGAGGGAGUGAGGGGAGUGAGGGGGGUGGCAGGAAGAGGAGGAGGAGGAGGAACGCUUCUUCUGUUGUUAAUGUUGAGGUGGAGGUGAGCGGCGCCCCGCUGAGCUCCCUCCGGGGGGCGGGGCAGGCGAUAGGGGGAGACGCCCUGACUUAUGACGACCUGUUGAAUCGUCUCGGGGUUGUCGUCGACUGUUUCCAAAGCCUUGGGUGCGGCGC
Messenger RNA from Penaeus vannamei (Pacific white shrimp), 1895 nucleotides. The record is from RefSeq and is a predicted model, not a curated record. Lineage: Eukaryota; Metazoa; Arthropoda; Malacostraca; Decapoda; Penaeidae.